Plasmopara halstedii is the source of this 693-nucleotide messenger RNA. RefSeq lists its product as uncharacterized. NCBI's taxonomy places the organism in Eukaryota, Oomycota, Peronosporomycetes, Peronosporales, Peronosporaceae. The coding region runs from base 1 to 693 and encodes 230 amino acids. The record is from RefSeq and is a predicted model, not a curated record. The transcript has 4 exons.
AUGCGUACACUAUCAUUUCAUGGCUUAUUCAUCGAGGCUGGUGUGCCAUCAUCGACGUCAUUGUUGUCACCUAAUGCAACAUUUGAUGCCCUUGGUACCUAUGCAGAUACCGACACGACACCUAAAGGCUCUAUCGAUUUUAUUUUAGGUGAUGCUGCUCAAACUUCUAUGAUCGUAUCGUCAAAGGGAAAGUCAGAACGAGAUAAUUCUUCGACUGUCUCAAAGCACAAUUUAACAAUGCUAUCGGAUGCGGCGACACCUAAACGUAAGAAACGAAAAGCUCGCAUAUGUAAGGAGAUUGACUGUGAUAAAUAUGUCGUUGAUCAUGGUCUGUGUAUUCGACAUGGGGGAGGUAAACGAUGUAGUAUUGAAGAGUGCAAUUCCCGAGCACAGAACCGAGGACUUUGCUGGAAACAUGGAGGGUAUACUAUUUGUACGGUGGAAGCUUGUACCAAGCGUGCCAAGUCACGAGGUAUCUGCUGGUCACAUGGCGGUGGUACUCGUUGCAAGGAAGAAGGAUGUGUUAAAAUUGCGGUCUCACUUGGUCGUUGUUGGGCACACGGAGGAGGCAAACGCUGUUCUGUUGAAAUCUGUCGAAAGCCUGCGUCUGAACGAACAAACAAUUUCUGUACGGAUCACUUUGCGUGGUACCGUCAGGUGAAAGAAGCGAAGUCUACAGUCACCAGUUCUUGA